This is a messenger RNA of Carassius gibelio (silver crucian carp), 4941 nucleotides long. RefSeq names its product terminal nucleotidyltransferase 4A-like. Bases 435 to 2717 code for a protein of 760 amino acids. The transcript is spliced from 13 exons. NCBI's taxonomy places the organism in Eukaryota, Metazoa, Chordata, Actinopteri, Cypriniformes, Cyprinidae. The record is from RefSeq and is a predicted model, not a curated record. Gene Ontology annotation, cellular component: TRAMP complex; nucleolus. Gene Ontology annotation, biological process: RNA 3'-end processing. Gene Ontology annotation, molecular function: mRNA binding; poly(A) RNA polymerase activity.
UGCUUUCAGUUCGCGCGCGUCGCGUGUGUUUUAAUCGCGCCGCAUCGCUCGCGGAGUAGUCUUGAUUUUAGGCUGGGUCUUAAAUUCAAAAGUGUCCUCCUCCCUUGAAGCCGUUUAGAAGAAGGGUGGGGUUGCUGCUCGGGGGUGUGUGCUGCCCCGACGGUUUAAAUCCUACACAUGCGUACUGAAUUUCGGGGUUCAAGGGAAUACGCCAUAUUGAAAACACUGUAUAGUUUAGCUAACAUUUUAUUGCUAGCGGGGAAAAGAGCCACUGAUUGACUCGCGUCGGUGUGGCGUUCGGCACUUCGUUAUUUUCCCUGUCGUUUCUCGCAUCCCCGUUUACAGGCUCGUUCUCGCGGUCCGGACUCAAACUUCUCCGCUGAACGGGGGAAAGGCGUCCGUUUGUUUGACAGGGUGUUAGAAAGACGGGUUGAAUGGAUCCGAGGGUCGCUUGGAUUCAGCCGGAACAGAAAGGUCCCGCGAACGCGUUAUGGAUGCGUGUGUGGGAGACGUCUCAGGUCAACCGGACUAACACGGGUCAGCACCAGAACCACCACCACAACAACCUCUGUGUCAACUCCCCGGCGUUUGACGGAUAUAAGACUGUAACGUUAGCGUCCAACGCGAAUAACGGCACUAACAUUAAAAGCAGCGGCUCUGCGGCUCACGCGUUGAAUGGCAACACAAGAGACCCAGGAGAAAUGACCCACAAGACCUGCUCGGCGUCGGACUCGGCGUCCAGCUGCUCUAAAAUAAGGACUACAAGCACUAAUACGGUCGCUGGGAAUAUGAACAAGGGGCAUGCGUUUUUUACUUGUAGCGAGAGCGUAUUGAAUAAUGUCAACCAUCAUCAUCAUCACCCUCCUCAUCCUCAUGUACGGCAUCAACAUCAAGAGCAGCAGCAGAGUUGCAUGAAGCGGCACCCGUCCCAUCCAGCAGCGGUUCACGGCCACCAUCACCACCACCAUCAUCAUCCGGGCCGGAGGAAAACCGACAACAAGGCCAGCACCUAUGGGAUAAACUACCUGCUCUCCAACUGGGCUAACGGCAAUUAUGACAACACCGGCACGCCGUGGAAGACGAGGAAAUAUAACCCAGGGGUGGACGGGCUGCAUGAAGAAAUCAUGGACUUCUACAAUUUCAUGUCUCCUCGUCCUCAGGAGACCACCAUGAGACAGGAGGUGGUGGACAGGAUAGAGUCGGUCAUUAAGGAGUUGUGGCCAACCGCUCAUGUCCAGAUUUUUGGCAGCUUUAGCACUGGACUCUUUCUCCCAACCAGUGACAUUGACCUGGUGGUGUUUGGGAAAUGGGAGAAACCUCCCCUGCAGCAGCUGGAGCAGGCGCUCCGAAAACACAAUGUGGCAGAACCAUAUUCCAUCAAAGUCCUGGACAAAGCUACGGUACCAAUCAUCAAACUGACAGAUCAGGAGACCGAGGUGAAAGUGGACAUUAGUUUUAAUGUGGAGACGGGCAUCAAAGCUGCUAGCUUCAUCAAAGAAUAUGUGAAGAAGUAUACCGUGCUGCCUUAUUUAAUCUUAGUGCUGAAACAGUUCCUGCUGCAGCGAGACCUCAACGAAGUCUUCACGGGAGGAAUCAGCUCCUACAGUCUCAUCCUGAUGGUCAUCAGCUUCUUACAGUUGCACCCAAGGAUUGAUGCUAGGAAUCCCAACAUGAACCUUGGCAUUCUGCUCAUCGAGUUCUUUGAGCUGUAUGGAAGACACUUCAACUACCUGAAGACGGGCAUCAGGAUAAAGAACGGCGGCGCUUACAUGGCUAAAGAGGACAUCAUGAAGGCCAUGAGUAAUGGCUACAGGCCCUCCAUGCUCUGUAUCGAGGACCCUCUUCUUCCAGGUAAUGACGUGGGCAGAAGCUCUUACGGUGCCAUGCAGGUGAAGGAGGCUUUUGACUACGCCUAUAUAAUACUGGGUCAUGCUGUCUCACCUCUCGCACGUUCUUACCCCAACAAAGACGGUGACAGCACUUUGGGCCGCAUAAUUAAAGUCACCCAGGAAGUCAUCGACUACAGGGAGUGGAUCAUAAAGAAGUGGGGUGGCAGACACAACGCCCGCAUUGAGAGGAAUCCAGGUGCACCUCAUAAAGACUCAGUGGAGCAGGUGGAGACGGGCACACUGCUGGGUGUAGGUGUGGAGGAGCAGCAGCAGAGGGACUCAGUGUCUCCUCACAGCGCAGACUCUCCCAUGUCCCUCUCCAGCCCUCAGCAGCACUCCUCCGCCUCUUCUGCGUCCUCUCUGUCUGGCAGUGACAUCGACUCUGACACCACCCCGUAUGUGGCGCCACCUGUAGUCACCUUCCCUCUUCAGUUCCUGGCACCCGGUCCCCUGCCAGGAGCGCUUCAGAUGGGCUCGGGCAAAGCCAGCAUCACGGCAGCACUCUCCAUGCCUCCGGUCACCCAGGCGAGAGUGUCAAUCCCAGGCAAUAUUUCUUUCCACGCUCUACCUGGCAGACAGGUGUGUAUGGCAAAUGGACUACCCCCAUACCUCCACAUGCCCCCCCCUGCAGUCCCCCCAGCUCCCCCCAGCCCUCUACCCAGUCCCCACCACCAUCCCAAGACGAGUCCCAAGUUUCCUCUGAAGGGCUUCCACAAUCCCGCCGUGGUGCACAGUCCUGUCCUUUCCAACCGAAGCCACAUCCAGAACAACCGCAACACCUGGCGCCGCAGGAAGAAGGAGAGUCAGCCGGUCAGCGUCAGCAGAUAAAGACCUCGUGCCUCCUCUCCUCUCCACUCCUCCCCUCCUCUUCCUCUUCCUCUCCUCCGGUCCCAUCUCAAGACGAUGAGAACUCAUUGAGCCCUCCUACUGAUGGUGUGAGCACAGAGAGACCAGCGUUUGCCACCCAGCUCCUCGUUCAGUAGUUGUGGUGAUGGUGGUGCUAAGUAGUUCAGUCUGCCACUGAAUCUCUGCAUGUGUAUGUGUUGUUUUUGUUUUUUCUGACCUGUGCAAUCUUCCUGAAGAAGCUUCAAGAACAGGAACUGUUUUUUUUUGUUUUGUUUUGUUUGGGUUAUUUUGGUCGUCUACUCCACAACGUCCUGGUUGACUGGUGAAAAGUUCCUUUCUGUGUAUGUUUGUGUGUGUGUGUGUGUUUCAUGCUCCUUUGUUUUCCUGUCCUCACAUUUUCAUCUAAACAUGACACCCUUCACAAGGUGGGACGAACUGGAUUCAGAGGAUUUCAAGUGUUUGUUGUAUCUGGGUGUGUGUGUGUAACGCUGGCUUCGAAUCCUGCACUCAACGUGCUUCCAGAGAUCCCCACUGUAUUGACUGUUCACAUCACGCAUCCUUUACUAUUUGUUUUGUGCAAUACUGUUUUGUUCACUCUGGAAACAUGUUUAAUUAUUUUUAUUCAUUUUUUUUGGGGGGGGGGGGGGGGGGGUUCUGUUUGUUUGUCCGUUUUGUAAGAAUGUUUUUAUUUUUGUAAUGGUUUUUAAUUUUGUUCAUCGUUUACAGAUCCUGUCAGACUGUUUUAAAACUGUUUUUGAGAAUUUAUAUUCCCUCUUCCUCUGCCUUUCUCGGCAUAAAUUGCACUGCAGGUGCCGCCAUUUCCCGCUUUGUGUUGAGCUUCAGAAACUCGUCUGUUGCUUUUAUUCUCUCGUUCGUCUUGUGUGGGAUCAAGGCUUUAGGUCUUUGAUUUAACAGACUGAGAACCGAUAGACAUGGAAAAACGCUUAAGCCCUUAGUCUGAACGCGCUUUCAUUUAUAUGUGUGUCUGUCCUUUUUAAAUCGCUUUAGGUAAGUGUGAGGCGUGAAUUAUUUUAGGGAAGCUCUAAUGAACGUGCGAGCAGACUCCAGAUCAGUGCAGCUUUAUGCAAGGUGCCCUAGUCGGACCUUUUCGAGUUCUGAACGGGCGUCUGAAUCAGAUUAGUGGAGAAAGGGAAUUUAUUUUGAUUCCUUUUUGGAAUCUUGACAUGCAUUUAUUGCCAGGUACAUGCCCUAAUAUAUGCCUUUUGGUAAUUACCUAUUCCUGUACUGUAUUGUAUUGUUUGUUUUCUGGGUGGGGGGGGGGGGGGGGGGGUUCUGUUUGUAUAUGGCACACUAAAACUGUAUUGCUGUUGCUCAGAAGGUCACAGUCAUACAGAUUAUUGUUACUAUGCAAGUGGAGUUUUGGAAAUCUCUCUUCCUGUGUCCCUCAUGACAGUGGUUUGCUUGUAAAUCUUGUGGAAGACUCAACACAAAGUUACACAUGAACGGUUCCUGUAUGCAAGUUCAGUCUGUGUUAAUGGAGGAAGAUCAGCCGGCCGUCUUGUCUGGAGAUUUUGCAGAGCAGAUAUUUCCUCCUGGAGAUCAACGGGACUAUUUUACUGCUGUUACAACGCUUAAACCACGUCUUGCAACCUGAAUGACUUUGAUUGCCACAAACUUACGUGACGUUUUUUACAAAGUCAUAUCUGAAACAGAGACUACGGAUUGUCCUUGAAACUCUUGACUCACCUGCUUAUCAAUGCAAUAGGGCAAAUGUAACUAAUAGCAGUUUCUGCUUUAGAUAGAACCAGCAUCUUUUGCAAAAUGGGUCGGACAUUGAGGCAACUCUCCCUCUCCUUCGGUUCACAUAAGGACCUACUUUACAGGUGAUUUGUCUGAAUGAAAACGAGUGAAUCUGUGAGGGUGUUUUGGAAAGUUAAAGUGUUUCACUCUGUAAUGGUUUGACAAUUGUGGUGAUGUACUUGCUUGAUACAGUGUGACACUCCUCAUUGAAUCUCGAUGGAUUUUAAACGUAACCCCUUUUUUUUUUUUUUUUUUUUUUUUUUGCUGACGUCUGUUAUGUCACAGUGGCCAAAAGUACUCCUUGUCAAUCCUUAUACUGAAAGCCCACAGUGUGGCCGCCCAGCAUCCAAGAGAUCAGACAGAGGAACUGUUUUUUUUUUUUCUUCAAUAUUUUUAUGUAUUUUUUUUUUUCUAUUUUAUUUUUUAAAUAAACAUCUUAAAACCA